This is a messenger RNA of Striga asiatica, 1781 nucleotides long. The record is from the annotation of a GenBank genome assembly. Lineage: Eukaryota; Viridiplantae; Streptophyta; Magnoliopsida; Lamiales; Orobanchaceae.
AAAAGAAAAAUCCAACUGGAUGAUGAAUUUACCGUAUUUCUAAAAAAAAAAUCCAACUGGAUGAUGAAUUUACCGUAAUUGUAUUUUUAGUUUGACACGCAGGUGAAACGUAAGUGACAGCCCGCCUGCACUAUAGUUGUCUCGAGUACUAACCGUGUCCACACACUCCUACUGAACAAUCCAACGGUUCAGAUUGAGCAGAAUAUCCCCACUUCAAAAUCCUCCAGCUCACAUUGAAACAUGUCGACGCCUACAACACAACACAUUAUAUAACUAAUGUAAGUACAGUUUGGUGGGAUUUGAUAAAAAUAUCAAGAAAAUAAUCCUUAGCCACAAGUUUUUAGCAGAGAGUAUUAACGGCUACUCUGCCCACCGCCACACAUCACCGCUGCCUCACCAUAUUACAGCUUUUGAUACGCCGAAUCCAAAUUCUUAUCUAAAUCCUUCCGAUCACUGGAUACAUAGGGCAUAGAGAGAUAAAGAGAAGAUGAAGAUCAUGUGCGAUGUGUGUGAGAAGGCUCCAGCAACAGUUAUCUGCUGCGCGGAUGAGGCUGCGCUGUGCGCCACGUGCGAUGUUGAAGUUCAUGCAGCCAACAAGCUCGCGAGCAAGCACCAGAGAUUGCUCCUCAACUGCCUCACGAACAAGCUCCCGCCUUGUGAUAUUUGCCAGGAAAGAACGGCUUUCAUAUUCUGUGUUGAGGACAGAGCUCUCUUUUGCAAGGACUGUGAUGGGCCAAUUCAUUCAGCUAAUAGCCGUGCUGCUAAGCACCAGCGACUUUUAGCCACUGGAAUAAAAGUUGCUUUGGGCAAUAAUUGCAAUUCGGAUGAGGUUAACAGCAGCAACGUGAAUCCCGAGCCACCUAAGUCAAAUUUGCAGCAGAAUUUUGGAUUGAAAAAUGCCUCACACCAUGUUUCUAGUGGCAUCAUGUCACCUUCUUGGGCUGUUGAUGAUUUGCUCCAAUUAUCUGAUUAUGAAUCUUCGGACAAGAAGGGGCAGCUCGAGUUUAAUGAGUUGGAGUGGUUGAACGAGAUGAAUCUCUUUGGCGAACAAAUUUCAGGGGAGGCUUUAGCUGCAGCAGAAGUACCUCAACUGCCGUUUACUCAAGCCAACAGCCAUAACAUGCCUUCACACAAACCACACAAAUUAUAUCCGGCUCACAAAAAGCCGAGGCUCGAAAUCCGGGAGGAAGAUGAUGAAGAGUUCUUCACAGUUCCUGAUCUUGGCUGAAAUCGUCACCAUCUUAUGUAUGAGAGAGAGACAGCUUUUGGCACUUGAAAACUAUAAUGACAUUUUCAUUUUGCACUUGUGAAUAUAGAUGUUUGUACUUUGUAGGAGGUAGUUGUUUGUACCAGGUGAAUGAUUAUGUAAUGUCUGCACUUUGCAGUCAGUUUUUUUAUCUUUUGUUUCCUGUUAUUUUGGUUCGUUCAAAUUUUAUGAAUACAUUUGGCUUCAAUGGGUAUGAAUGUUUCUUAUGAGAAUGUAAAAAGUAAAAUGAAAAAAAAUAAUUCUGGAAUCAUCUAACAUAAAUAAAUAGAAGAACUGAUGCAUUUAUAAUGUAUAUUAGGUUAUGGACUCAUUUAUUAUAAAAUUUUAUUGGGGUUGUAGCAUUAUGUAUGAUGUAAAAAGUUAGACAAUAAAAAUAUUAAAGAAGUUAUUAGACACAUAGAUAUUGCAAAUUUGUACAAUAUGUGAAAUAUAUUAUGAUAAUCAUUGCAACAAUUAAGAUGGUCAAUGAUUUGUAAAUAAUAGAAUAUAUAGUUCAUCUAUCUUCCAAAUAAAU